UUUUUUUUUUCAUUGAAAACCAUCAUGGGUGCUCAAGUAGUUGAUUAUAGAGUAUCUACUCUUGUUGUAUUAUGUAAAGAUUGUGGGCAAGAUGUUGGAUUAUAUCCUAGUCGACAUAAAUGUCAAACCAGUAUAUCUAGACCACCAGUUCCAGCUUUACCUACUCGUUUUGCAGAAUCCAAUGAAUCUUUACAAGUACCUCGAAAACCUGUUCAUUCUCCUGAUGCUUCAACAACAAGUGGAUUAUCCUCUCGGCCAACUAGUUCAGCAUCCUCUUCUUCCUUCUCCAGUAUGCCUUCACCCAAUUUUUCAGAUACAACUGCAAGUUCUUCUCCUUCUAGUGGAAAAUGGGCUCGGUUUGGUCAACGAAGCAAACAACAAGAUGAUCAACAACAACAACAAGACGGCGAUGAUUCUAUUUAUUUUAACAAAUUCGCGGAACAUCUUCCUGAUCAAGAACCACAAGGUAAAAAACUUUGGGGUAAAGUACGUCAAAAUGAAAAAUGGAAGCAAAUGACUGAAAAAAAUGAUACCCAGAAACAAAGUGGAAAAUUAUGGGGAAAACUACUUUCAGCUACACAGAACAUGGCAGACAAGUUACCUUCCCGUGAUGAUAGAGGUCCAGAUUCUGAUGAAUCUGAUUGGGAAGGCGAAACACAUGUGUCAAGGGUUUUACGUGAAUAUUAUGAGAAGAAACGUCGUCCUUUACCAAACUGGCUACGUGAUGAACGAACACCUACUUCAUCAGCAAACUACAAGCAAUCACCAUCAUCACAUCAACAGCAUAUAAAUGAUACCAGAAUACGUCCUCAAUCACCAAGAGAUGAUAUGACAAAACCAUCCUCGUCACGACGAAGAUUAUGGGAUCAUUCUCAAGAAUUAUCAAGUAGAGAAAGAGAGCGUCAAGAAUUACGCCAACAACAACCUCCUCCAACAGAAGUGAACGACCAUCAACAUCGACCAUUAUCACCACCACAUAGUGGACGCCAAUAUAGGGGUAAUGGUGAUCAUUAUGACGAUGAAUAUUCAGCAUAUACAGCUUCUAAACAACAUGGUUAUCGCCGUGGAUAUGAUGAUCAUGAACGGGGUUAUAGGAACAACGACCAUCCAAGCUAUCGAGAUCAUUAUCAACAACAUGAACAACAACCAACAUCUUUCCGGUCCAAUGCACGUAUAUCUCAAGAUGAAUCUAGAAUGGGUCAACAACAAAGACAAUAUAUGCGCAGUGCAACUCCUGAUCAUCGUGGUGGUUAUGAAAACGAUUUGGACGAUUAUUAUCAUUCUGGUCGACAACAUCCUCCAUCAUCAUCAUCAGACCGUCUUCGUGGCCCACGCAACCCUUCUAGCCGACCUAAUCGAUACUUGGAUGCCAAUAGUGAUUACUACUAGGUUUUGUAUCAAACUUUGAAUAUUUAUAUUUUCUUCCUCAUUCCCCUAUAUAUCUUUUUUUUUUUUUAAUUUAUAUCAAGUAUUAAUAGUAGUUUAUAGUUAUGAUUGAAUGUAUUAUUACGAAAUAAAUCAUAUUUUCUUUUG
Messenger RNA from Halteromyces radiatus, 1533 nucleotides. RefSeq lists its product as uncharacterized. Bases 25 to 1389 code for a protein of 454 amino acids. The transcript is spliced from 3 exons. The record is from RefSeq and is a predicted model, not a curated record. NCBI's taxonomy places the organism in Eukaryota, Fungi, Mucoromycota, Mucoromycetes, Mucorales, Cunninghamellaceae.